Messenger RNA from Rotaria sp. Silwood1, 693 nucleotides. Lineage: Eukaryota; Metazoa; Rotifera; Eurotatoria; Philodinida; Philodinidae. The record is from the annotation of a GenBank genome assembly.
AUGACUCCUACAUCAGCUCGUCGACAAGAAAAAUUAUCUUUUCGAACAUUUGUAUUAUUAUUAUUACAUCAUCAAAAUCCGAGUUGGUCUGUAUCCAAUAUUGCUGACUUCUUCGAACACUCAGAAAAUCCAUCAAAUUUAAACCGACAUGAAUCACUAUCGAAUCCACAUAAUGCAGGUGGUUGGGCAAGAAAUGCUGCAGAAAUACCACUAUCAAUUCGCAAUCGUCCUCGAAAUAAAUUCGCAAUUGGUGUUGUUUUUUGGGGUGGCAUCUCAUAUGACGGAUUGAUUCCAAAAAAUGGUCUAAUUGAUGUUACAUCUUGGUUAAAAGCUCAAGUGAAGGAAAAUCGACCACAAAAAACUUAUAUGAAUCGUCGACUGUAUGCGAAGUUUAUUAAAGAAGUUGGUUACAAGCACAUUCGAAAGCUAAGUUCAACAGAACUUUUAUUCCAAGAUGAUCCUGAUACUAAACAUAGGACAAAACAUGUAUUAGAAACUAUUGAUAAAUUAUUUAUUGACCGAAUUUUACCUCAAGAAGGUGAUGCAAAAUUUGCGGAUGUACGGCCUAUCGAAAAAGUGUGGGGAAUACUAAAAGAAAAAGUACCAGGAGAACAAUUUUCGAGUUUUGAACAAUUGGAAGUUAGAGUGAAUAAGAAUGGAAGAAAAUUACCCAUGACGACUGUAAAAAAAUGA